AAGAAAUUCUACAAAAUAUGGCUUCAUCCAAGAUUCUGGACAAAGAUUUAAGUCCAUUUCACCGCGGCUUACGUUGCUGGCUUCAUUAUUAGAUGCUAAUUACUUACAAUCUUCGACCAGAGCUUAGGGAACAGGUCGAAGCUAAUCCUGAUUUGGACAUUUCCAUAGCCGAAGCGAAGCGCGGACGUCAUUGUUGGAUCGGAAAGCUGCUGAUCCCAAUGGUAACAAGAAACUCACACCACAUCUUUGUUGGCCGUGCAAUGGCAUCGAGAACCACAUUACGAUUGCUGACGAAGCCAUCGUCAGGGUCGCUCUUUCAGCGGAGAUGUAUUUCAGCGUAUGGCUACGAGCAGGCGAAAGCGCUCACAUUCAAGAAAUAUGGUGAGCCUAAAGACGUACUAUCAUUACAUGGACACUCUAUAUCACCCGCGCAUUCGAAUCUUGUCACAUUGAGGUUUCUCGCAUCGCCUAUAAACCCAGCAGAUAUCAACCAGCUGCAAGGCGUCUAUCCCUCAAAACCUACGUUCACAACCGCGCUCGGAACAGCGGAUCCCAUUGCUGUUGGCGGUAACGAGGGUGUUGCCGAAGUGAUUGCAACCGGUGACAAAGUGAAAGGGCUAAAGAGGGGUGAUUGGGUGAUCCAAAAGAGCCCAGGAUUCGGAACAUGGCGGACACAUGCUCAGACCACAGAAGAAGGGCUGUUAAAGAUUGAGAACAAGGACGGCAUCACCGCCGUGCAAGCGGGGACUGUAUCGGUCAACCCAUGCACAGCAUACUGCAUGCUGAAAAACUUCUCAGACAUGCAGGCCGGAGACUGGUUCAUUCAAAAUGGAGCAAACUCGGGCGUCGGCCGAGCAGCCAUCCAGCUUGGUAAGCUUUGGGGCUUCAAGAGCAUCAACAUUGUCCGAGAUCGUCCCGAAGGGCUAGAUGCUCUGAAGGCAGACCUCGAAGACAUCGGCGCGGAUGUCGUUAUCACCGACACCGAAUUACAAGGCGCUGACAUCAAAGAUAAGCUUGCGGAGUGGACAAACGGUGGUCGUGAGAAAAUCAAACUUGGCUUGAACUGUGUAGGUGGAAAGGUGGUGACUGCGAUGGCGAAGCUUCUCUCCUCUGAGGCACAUCUCGUGACCUACGGCGCUAUGAGCAAGCAGCCAGUCACCCUACCCACCGGACUCUUGAUUUUUAAGGACAUCCACUUUGACGGGUUUUGGGUCAGCAAAUGGAGCGAGCGAAACCCGGAGGAGAAGAAAGUGAUGGUGCAUGACAUACUUGACCUUUACAGACAGGGCAAAUUCAAGGACACGCCCUACGACGAGGUGAAAUGGGAAUGGGAAACCAAGGGCGAGACUCUCAUUGACGCUGUACAAGGCACUCUUGACGGUUACCGGAAAGGCAAAGGCAUUUUCGUGUUUGGAAAGACGUGAUGAUGCUGACGUUCUUUCCCCAGUGGCUUCUACGCGAUUGAGCCGCCCGUUGAAGCACCAGGAGUCAUCACAUCUUGCCAGAGAUAUACGAACGCAACAAGCUUAAGUCAUGUCUUCGCAUGAAUACGUAACAAGCCGGUUCGAGAAAAAAAAGGUUGCGUCGCAGGUGGGCCGCUAAUAUAGAGCGUCAAAGUGCGGUCCUCGAUCUAUGUACUCUAUGUAUUGAUAAGCUCGUCUGCACAGCCCAUGCAAUCGAAAAUAUAUCUGUAAUGUGGCGGAAAAUAGCUGCUUAAUCUUUUUGAACAACACAAUAUGUCAUUGCAUCUGUCCCCCGGUAUCUCGGAUAUAACCACGUCCGCAAAGGCUUCGAGUGUUACCUAGAGUAGUAAAUUGUUAUUUGAUCGCCGCAUUGCCGAUGAGCGAUUUCGGAU
Molecule: messenger RNA, 1855 nt
Organism: Verruconis gallopava
Lineage: Eukaryota; Fungi; Ascomycota; Dothideomycetes; Venturiales; Sympoventuriaceae
Exons: 1
Coding region: 93-1424 (443 amino acids)
Biological process (GO): fatty acid metabolic process
Cellular component (GO): mitochondrion
Molecular function (GO): trans-2-enoyl-CoA reductase (NADPH) activity
Source: RefSeq, a predicted model, not a curated record